AUGAUUGUGCGGGAGAGCCCCAAGUCCAAGGUCAAGACAAAUCAACCCAAUUGGCCACCGCAAUCGCCUGUUGAAGCGCUUCUGAGCUCACCGUCCGGGCGCCGCAAAUACGAAAGACAGCGCGAGCGCAAUUCCGUGUCGCCCUCCCCGUCGAAGCGAUACCCGAUGUCGCGAGGAGGUGCGCCAGCCGAGGAGGAUGAAGAGGAUGACGAAGAGACCCUACAGCUGCAGCUCCAGGCUAUUGAAGCGAAGUUAAAACUCAAGGCGCUGCAGAAAGCCAAAAAGACAGGGGCAAGUGCAGAUGAUGACAGCAACGCGAGUUCAUCACGGCCAGGCACAGCAGCGGAACUGCGCCGAGUAGACUUCCCGCGACCACGAGCCGACGUGCAAGUUCCACACUCGCCCGUGCGAGCUCGACGUGCACCGGAGGAGCAGAGGAGUCCUGCACGAGUUAUUUUAGGCAUUGAUAAGGGAUUGACGGGUCGUGAUGUCAGUCUUAAGCGGCCAGGGAGCAGUAUGGCUGGGGGCUUGUCUCGUACAAACUCGAAUAGAGGGGGCGAAACCCCCAAAAUCAAGUCUUUCAGUGAGCGUAUCGCAGAAAGUAGGAUUAAAGAGAAGGAGCACGAGGAGAACGAAACAAAGCUAGAGCAGAGGAGGAGUCGAGGGUUUGGAUUACAAAAUAUCGAAGGUCUGAAGGAUCGACCUGCAGUAUCAAGAUCAAACUCGUCCUUGAGCUCGGUGACAAGAAGCUCGCCGGAUAUGUUGCCGCCGACUUCCAAAGGCCAUAGUAGAGCACAGAGUCGGUUAACGAAUGAUUCACGGAACCCACCUACGCCGCGACCUAACUCAACCCUAUCUUUCCGAUCAGAGAGCACACGACCGCCUUCAUCCUCGUCAAAAUCCUCUUCAAGCGGAUUCGGUCUUACCCCGAUUGCAUCAAAGUACGCCGAAAUCUCACAGCGGGAUAACAGCUCAGACGCACCAAGCUUCGAGUCUUUUUCAGGCCUACAUCUCAAGGCGCGUGAGACGCAGCACACCGUUGUCACGCGCACACUGGAGGGCAAGACGGUACUCACGAUCCCACAGCUACUAAAGGUAGUUAAAGCGCCUGACUUUGACCCGCCAGACUGGGAGAACGAUUAUGUCGUCUUGGGAGUAAUAUGUUCCAAGUCAACACCACUCAACUCGAAGAAUGCAGCUCGAGAUCAGACCAAAAGCACCCAAGAGAAAGGGGUGGAUCAGAACGGCAAGUUCAUGGUCAUUCGACUAACGGACUUGAAAUGGGAGGUCGAUCUCUUUCUAUUCGACACUGGGUUCUCCCGAUUCUGGAAGCUUCCUAUUGGCACGUUGGUCGCAAUUCUCAACCCAGAUAUCAUGCCACCGCGCCAGCGCGACACUGGCAAGUUCUCUCUCAAACUUACGAGCUCGGACGACACGAUUCUGGAACUUGGUACAGCGCGAGACCUGGACUUUUGCCAUGCACAACGAAAAGAUGGCAAGGACUGUGGGCAGUGGAUCGAUAGCCGGAAGACGGAGUUUUGCGAAUUUCACAUCCAGCUUCAAGUCGAAAAGAGCAAGCGAGGACGCAUGGAAGUCAAUACGAUGACCGGCUUCGGAAAUGGCCCUCGUGGCGGAGGCAAGUUUGGCAUGUUCGGUGGCGGCAGAGGUGGCGGUUCCAAGGGUGAUGAGUUAAAAAGAGAAGGCAAAUUCCAUGACCGAGAGAUACACGAGACUGUCUACAUAGCUCCCAGACCCGGUGGUGCUGCAAAUCUUAUUGAUCAAGAUCAGCAAAGCUGGGAACGCGGAGCGAAUAGAGAGGAGCGAUUUCGCAAACAACUCGCCGAGAAAGAGAAAGAAAAGGAACUUGCGAAAAAGCUCGGGACGAUGGGGGAUGGCAGCACUGGAGGUGACUACAUGAAACUGAAGGGCGCUGGUACUCAAAAUCUACCUGCUCGAGGUUACACUUCUUCGCAGGGUUCCUCUGGUAUGAAGCCAGACAAGCCAACCGACUGUGACUUUACGAGCCUGCUCGGCCGUACAGCAGCCGACGUCUCUCUUGCUCCUGUCAAGCGCAAGCGGACCACAUCCGUCAAAUCUACAACCGCCAGCGAGCCUGUUGGGUGGGGCUUUAAAUAUGGCCGCAUUCCUUCACCUAAGAAAGACAUGACCUCUGCGUUUCUUGGGACUCGUGAGACAAGCCCGGCGAAGAAGAGAGCGCGGCUCCUCUUGCCAGAAAAAGGCAUCCGUGAGCCAGGGAGGGACAGCCUUGGUGGACUGGAUGUUGGGUUGAUUGCGGCCAUGGAUGAGGACGAUGAUGAUCUGGAAGUUGUUUGA
Cucurbitaria berberidis CBS 394.84 is the source of this 2334-nucleotide messenger RNA. RefSeq lists its product as uncharacterized. Gene Ontology annotation, molecular function: single-stranded DNA binding; DNA replication origin binding. The transcript is spliced from 2 exons. NCBI's taxonomy places the organism in Eukaryota, Fungi, Ascomycota, Dothideomycetes, Pleosporales, Cucurbitariaceae. The record is from RefSeq and is a predicted model, not a curated record. Gene Ontology annotation, biological process: DNA replication; DNA replication initiation. Gene Ontology annotation, cellular component: replication fork protection complex; nucleus. The coding region runs from base 1 to 2334 and encodes 777 amino acids.